Phragmites australis (common reed) is the source of this 1047-nucleotide messenger RNA. RefSeq names its product probable glutathione S-transferase GSTU1. Bases 149 to 817 code for a protein of 222 amino acids. The transcript has a single exon. Gene Ontology annotation, cellular component: cytoplasm. Gene Ontology annotation, molecular function: glutathione transferase activity. Gene Ontology annotation, biological process: glutathione metabolic process. The record is from RefSeq and is a predicted model, not a curated record. Lineage: Eukaryota; Viridiplantae; Streptophyta; Magnoliopsida; Poales; Poaceae.
CGAAUCUACUGGCUGCUUCUCCCGCGCCCUCUCCUCCCCUAUAAAGCAGACCACCCCCUCGCAUCAGUGGCAUCACACCUCCACAACAUCAUUCGCACAGCCCACUCUGCUUCACACACGCAGGGAGAAGAGACAGGGCCAAGAAGGAAUGGCGGGCGAGAAGAAGGGUCUCCAGCUCCUGGACUUCUGGGUGAGCCCGUUCGGGCAGCGCUGCCGCAUUGCGCUGGCGGAGAAGGGCCUCCCGUACGAGUACCUGGAGCAGGACCUGCGCAACAAGAGCGAGCUGCUCCUCCGCGCCAACCCGGUCCACAAGAAGGUCCCGGUCCUCCUCCACGACGGCCGCCCCGUCUGCGAGUCCCUCAUCAUCCUCCACUACCUCGACGAGGCGUUCCCGGACAAGCCCGCGCUCCUCCCCUCCGACCCCUACGCGCGCGCGCAGGCCAGGUUCUGGGCCGACUACGUCGACAAGAAGGUCUACGACUGCGGGUCCCGGUUGUGGCGGCUGAAGGGCGAGCCGCAGGCGCAGGCGCGGCAGGAGAUGCUGGAGAUCCUCAGGACGCUGGAGGGCGAGCUCGGGGACAAGAAGUACUUCAGCGGCGAGGCGUUCGGGUUCGUGGACGUCGCGUUCGUGCCAUUCACGGCGUGGUUCCUCAGCUACGAGCGGUUCGGAGAGUUCAGCGUGGAGGAGGUGUGCCCGAGGCUGGCGGCGUGGGCGAAGCGGUGCGGGGAGCGGGAGAGCGUCGCCAAGAGCCUGCACCCGCCGGAGAAGGUGUACGAGUUCAUCGCCAUGCUGAAAAAGACGUACGGCAUCGAGUGAACCAGCUACGUACGCGUGUCGGAGAGUUUCUUGAUAUGGUUGGUAUGGUGUGAUGAGCUCUGUUAGUGUGUUUGGUCGUCGUCAUUGUUGGGUUGAGCUGUUUACUUGUUUGUGUGUGUGCGUGUGUGUGUGUCUCGAACUGGUGCGUGCAGGGCGGCAGCACCGAGUUGCCUCCUUCGCUCCAUGUGCGGUUGCUGAAUAAAGGACUACUCCUGGAUUUCUUUGUGCGA